AUGAAGCGUAAUCACUCUGGCUAUCACCGGAGCACCAUAUACAGGCGCAUUAAGCGCCAGAUGAAGGCAUACUAUGAGGCCACUGAAGAGCCUGAGCCUGAGGUUCCGUCAACGUCGACGGCAGUUGGCAAUCAAUCUCCCGAACCAGAAAUGCCUAUACUGAACUCUGAGACUUCCGCUGGUAGGUAUUAUGAGCGUGUAAACGAAUAAUGGGUGCAGAGUCCGUGGAAGACAUGGACGACACAAACGCAGUUGGAGGCAAGUCCUUUCUGGAGGCCUUGAAAGAAUACGCCCUGGAAGUGCAAAUGCCUUUGUCUAAUACAAAGAAGUUAUUUAAUAUGUUACGGCAUUUCCAUCCGGAAGUACCUAAGGACCCACGGACGCUAUUGCGAACGCCUCGAGCGUGCAAUAAGAAGCGUCUGAGUAACGGCACCUACGUUCACUUGGGUCUCACAGACGGUUUGCUUCAUGAGCUUCGUCUUCGUUCGAGAACCAGUAUUUCCGACAUGCGCAUUCAAGUGCACAUCGACGCAAUUAAAGUUUUUAAGGGGUCCAACCAGUGCCUAUGGCCAAUACUAAGUCGUAUUAGCCAUCCGGUAGUUGGAGAACCCUUUGUUGUCGGCGUUUUUUCCGGAUCUAGUAAGCCAGAGCCUCUGGAAGACUUCUUACAUGACUGUAUAAUGGAACUGAAGGGAUUACUUGCUACUGGCCUGUGCUCCCCGUCGACAGGAAAGGUUAUAAAGGUAGCCCUAGAGAAUGUCAUCUGUGAUACGCCCGCUCGAUCUUACAUCAGGUAAGUGAAAGCGCAUAAUGGUUAUUACGGAUGCGACAGGUAUGUUGUUUCGCACAAAUAACGGCAGUCACGGUAGGUGCUGUCAUGUUGGGCGCCCCGUUGCCAACCGCAUGACAUUCCCCACGUACACUGGCCGGUUGCGAGACGACAGGUCAUUUCGAUUGCGAACCCAGGCACUGCACCACAAGGGCAGGUCGCCUUUUGAGGAUUUACCAAUCGACACGGUAGCCUCAUUUCCAAUCGACUACAUGCACCUUGUCUGUCUGGGUGUGAUGCGGAAGUUGAUUCACUUGUGGCGACUGGGGCCAAGGUUAUCUGCCCGACUUAAUGCCUCCAUCGAGAGAUGCAGUCGGUGUUUGCCGGCGGAGUUUUCUCGCAUGUGCAGAUCUCUUGACUCUCUCGAAUAUUGGAAGGCUGCCGAAUACCGACAAUUCUUACUGUACAUAGGCCCUACCGUUUUAUCCCCCGUUCUUGAUAUCACCCGUUAUAACCACUUUUUGUUACUGAGCGUUGCCAUUUACAUAUUUUGCCACCCAACUUUACAUACAUCCUGGAUUGACUUUGCCCGUCUCAUGUUAAACAAUUUUGUUACUGAUUUUCCCCAAUUGUACAGUCCAGCAGACAUUGUAUAUAACGUACAUUGCCUCCUUCACCUCCAUGAAGACGUAAGUCGUUUUGGAGUGUUGGAUAGGUUUUCUGCGUUCCCCUUCGAGUCCUUUUUGCAAACAGUUCGCUACACCAUAAAAGGGCCGACAAACAUAGCCGUCCAGGUGUACAGGCGGUUUAUAAAAAGACGCUUGCCUGAUUUGCCAGCAUCUUUAAUGCUGCUGGACGACGAUGAUGGAGUAGCACGGCCUUUUCACUUGCCCCGCAGUUCCGGUGCCGUUUUACACAAUGGAUACGUCUUGUCGACUACAGCGCCGAAUAACGUAGUACUGAUUGGAAACAGGCCGUGUGUAUUGACGUCAGUUUCGGCUGACAGAAUUGAGUAUCGCCCUUUUUUGGAUUGCAGGGACUUAUUUACCACAUCUUUUUCGUCUUCCACGUUGUUCAUGUUUAAAGCAUCGGUUUUGGAAAACAUUCCCUCAAUAGCUACCCUUGCGGACAUUGUCUGUAAAUUUGUUGCCUUCCAAACUGACGACGAUUUCUACCUAAUCCCCCUUUUACACAUAUUUACUGCACAGUGAUUUUUUUCAUUUAUGAUUUCCAAACCCUGACGCUAAAUGACUGGUAAAAUGCAAGUGUAAGAUGUACUCCGUUGUUGAGUUCAUCAAUGACAAGUCGGUCGACGUCGUAGCCAAGGCGUGGUUCUAUGAUAAGAACUGCGUUAUGUGGCUGAAAAAUGACAGACGACGAAACAUUCUUCUCGAAAGGAAUGAGCCACCGCCGAGUGGGACGAAAGUAUAUCCUGUCAGGAUUUUAAAGGACAACCUGACUCUGGAUGCGGCCCGGCGGCUGAUACAUAGGGCCGAGGACACGUCGGACCUCUCCUUUUCGGAGCCCACGGAGUUGGGUCGAGGCUUUAGAAAGAAGUAGGUUUUACUUGUAAAUGAAAAUUUUUUUGUAGAUUUUUCCGCAGAUUAACCUCUGAUUCGGAGGAUGAUGAGGACGAGAACAUAGCGGAACGACAGCCUGUAAGGCCGCUAGCUGGCUGGCCGUCGCCACCACCCAUACUUCAGUAAAUUGCAGUAAGUCUGAUGGUUUGUAGGCCAAGACUUGAAGAAAACAUACCUACUUCCUCGGCCGGAUGGGGCAGGUUUUCACCUUCAGUAGUCCCCUCACUUCAGUAAGCAGGUUAUAUUUAUUAUCCAUUUCAGACUGCAAACGGAAAAGGAUGCUUCUGUGGCGCAGAGUGAAAUAUUAAAAUCAAUACAAAGGGAAUUGAAAUCUGUGCGGUAAGGGCAUGUUGUAUACCGUUGGAUUAGAUUUGUUUAGUAAAAAAUUAGACAAAUUAGUCUAUAAUCAGACGGUCCAUCAUGAGGAAUUUCGACAACAUUGCGCCCUCAUGGUUGAAAAACUUGGGCAAAUACAUGCCUCCACCGUCCUUGUCGGUCAAAGGCCUCCCGCACUGCCCUUGCCGCUAUGCACGAAGGACGCCUACGAAGACUUCGAAGGGAAGCUAAACCGUGAUGCCGAUUUUCGGGAAGAAGUGGUAUGUAAAUAUGCAGCUUUAUUUACUCUCCACGAGUUAUAGAUGAAACAACUUGUUUCAGUUGGCGGGCGUAACAACAAAGAGUUUGUGAGGAAUAUCCUCAGUAAAUUGCUAGGACCACCCCUUUGCCGUGACUACUGUUGGAGUGGCUCAGUGGGAAAACAAUCCUUUGUCGGUAGUCCAUUAUAUGCACUCCUAUGUGGUAAGCUUUCCUCAUUUGUUAACACUUCAGAUGCCAUUCGCUUGAACCCUAUCUUUGGUGAUUGCGGCCACGAAAUGGUUCGCAAGACUGUUAUUGAUUGGUUUCAUGGAUCGAGGGACCGGUAUGGCGGCCGGGCUAAACGCCAGAAGGCAAUUGGAGGGACUAGCGAUGAUACACGUUGCCCCACACUGCCUCCAUCUGAAGAGACGGUAAUUACCAUUAUAGGAAAUUUACAUAUUUACGGUUAAUUAUUCAUGCUGCUACUGUGAACUUAAUUAGUGUGAAAAUUGUCAUUUAAAUUUUAAAGUAUUACUUCCCUUCCGUCGACCAUGUGUCUUCCAAACAAUUGUUUUUCUUCAAUUAUAGGAACCAGCCGUCGAUGCGGGGACUUCUGGAACGCCCAACUGA
Messenger RNA from Spirometra erinaceieuropaei, 3555 nucleotides. Lineage: Eukaryota; Metazoa; Platyhelminthes; Cestoda; Diphyllobothriidea; Diphyllobothriidae. The record is from the annotation of a GenBank genome assembly.